AUGAACAUUAACAUGUUUCAGGCUGGGGACAAUGUCCUUCAUGCCAAGAAAGAACAAUGGGCUGUUGAGCCUCGCCCUGUGGAAGAGUUGCCUCUUCCUGCAAACUUCUUCUGGGGAGCAGCUACUGCUGCGUACCAGAUUGAGGGCGGUGCUUCCCAGGAUGGUAAGGGCAAGUCUAUCUGGGAUACUUUCAGUCAUCUUGAGCCCUCACGGACUAAUGGUGAGAAUGCCGAUGUGGCAUGCGAUCACUAUAAUCGUAUGCUAGAAGAUUUGGACUUGAUGGCCUCGUACGAUGUCGAUGUCUAUCGGUUUUCCAUUGCCUGGUCUCGUGUCAUCCCACUUGGUGGCCGCAACGACCCAAUAAACGAAAAGGGCAUUGCAUUCUACAACAGGCUCAUUGAUGGCCUUUUGGCCAGAAAUAUCAAGCCAAUCGUUACCCUAUAUCAUUGGGACGUCCCACAGGAGCUCUAUGAUCGUUAUGGCGCCUUUUUGAACACGGUUGAGUUCAAAGCCGACUUUGAGAACUUUGCCAAACUUUGCUUCUCUAGCUUUGGAGAUCGUGUUAAGAAUUGGGUUACCUUCAAUGAGCCGUACAUUAUUUCCAUCUUCGGUCAUCAUAGCGGCGUCCUUGCUCCUGGCCACAGUGCUGCCACUGGAUAUGACUCGCGAACAGAGCCAUGGCGCGUCGGUCAUACCAUCAUUCUUUCCCACGCUGCCGUUGUGGAUCUAUACGCGAGAGAGUUCCGACCUUCUCAGAACGGGAUUAUCUCAAUCGUCCUGAAUGGUCAUUUCUACGAGCCAUGGGACGCAGCAAGUGAGGAGCACAAAGCGGCAGCACAACGAAGACUGGAAUUCUACAUUGGCUGGUUCGCGGACCCCAUCUUCUUGGGACAGAAUUACCCCGCUCAAAUGCGCGCCCAGUUGGGGUAUCGGCUACCUGAGUUCACUACUGAGGAGAUGAGCCUUCUCCGAAAGACUGCCCCAUUCAAUGCCUUCUACGGAAUGAAUCACUACUCCACCAAGUUUGCCCGUGCUCUUCCGGACCCACCGGCCGAGGAUGACUGUACCGGAAACGUGGAGGAGCUAGCCGUCAACAAAGAAGGGGAAUAUCUGGGGCCUGUCUCUGGCAUGUCCUGGCUUCGUGUUGCACCUGACGGAUUUCGAAAGCUCAUGAAUUGGGUCUGGGAUCGAUACCACUUGCCAAUCAUCAUCACCGAAAAUGGCUGUCCCUGUCCAGGAGAAAGUCAAAUGACACUCGAUCAAGCGGUAAACGACACCUUCCGAGUUCGUUACUUCGGAUUGUAUCUGGAUGCUAUCUCUCGGGCCAUUUAUGAAGAUGGCAUCGACGUUCAGGGGUACUGUGCGUGGAGUCUUAUGGACAAUUUUGAAUGGUCUGCUGGUUACGGCCCCCGCUACGGUAUCACACAUGUGAGUUACGAGACGCUUGUGAGAACUCCUAAGAAAUCCGCAUUUUACUUGGAGCAAUCUUUCAAAGCACGCCGUAGUGGAUUUUGA
This is a messenger RNA of Penicillium daleae, 1515 nucleotides long. Its product is annotated as glycoside hydrolase family 1 protein. The record is from RefSeq and is a predicted model, not a curated record. The transcript is spliced from 3 exons. Gene Ontology annotation, molecular function: beta-glucosidase activity. Lineage: Eukaryota; Fungi; Ascomycota; Eurotiomycetes; Eurotiales; Aspergillaceae. Gene Ontology annotation, biological process: carbohydrate metabolic process. The coding region runs from base 1 to 1515 and encodes 504 amino acids.